This is a messenger RNA of Pipistrellus kuhlii (Kuhl's pipistrelle), 587 nucleotides long. RefSeq names its product NADH:ubiquinone oxidoreductase subunit B3 (gene NDUFB3). Gene Ontology annotation, cellular component: mitochondrion. The record is from RefSeq and is a predicted model, not a curated record. The coding region runs from base 151 to 453 and encodes 100 amino acids. Gene Ontology annotation, biological process: mitochondrial respiratory chain complex I assembly; electron transport chain. The transcript is spliced from 3 exons. Lineage: Eukaryota; Metazoa; Chordata; Mammalia; Chiroptera; Vespertilionidae.
CCACCUGGUUCAUAAGUCUGUGACCCCGAACCGGAACGGCUUCUCGGCUUUCCUGCCGGAAGGACCUCCAGGUGGCAACUUCCGCUUCCGGUUGGCUCGGGCUGGAGGCUUGACUAUUGAGUGUCCUCAGAGGUCAGAUUGCUGUCAGACAUGGCCCAUGGACAUGAACAUGAGCAUGGGCAUGGGCAUGGUAAAUUGGUACUUCCAGAUUAUAGAAAAUGGAAGAUAGAAGGGACACCCUUAGAAACUGUGCAGGAGAAGCUGGCGGCACGGGGGCUCAAGGAUCCUUGGGGCCGCAAUGAAGCUUGGAGAUACAUGGGUGGCUUUGCAGACAAUGUCACCUUUGUUGGUGCAAUGCUAAAAGGAUUCAAAUGGGGGUUUGCUGCAUUUGUGGUAGCUGUAGGGGUUGAAUAUUUCCUGGAGUCCCAGAAUAAAGAUAAGAAGCACCACUGAAGAUAAUACCUAGAAGUAUCUUAGUGACUUCUUAACUCUGUUAUUAAAAUAAGGUUUCUUCACUGUAGCCUACUCAUCUGUGUGUUUGUCCCUUAAAGAAUACUACUAAGAUUUAAUAAAGAAUACAUGUUCCA